Molecule: messenger RNA, 3492 nt
Organism: Quercus robur (English oak)
Lineage: Eukaryota; Viridiplantae; Streptophyta; Magnoliopsida; Fagales; Fagaceae
Product: laccase-14-like
Biological process (GO): lignin catabolic process
Cellular component (GO): apoplast
Molecular function (GO): copper ion binding; hydroquinone:oxygen oxidoreductase activity
Source: RefSeq, a predicted model, not a curated record
ACUCAUCAACACCACCACAAAUUUGACAAACAAAACAUCACUCUCCACCACAUAUUUCAAAACCACCAAAUUAUCUAAUUGACCAAAAUCAAAAGAGAACAGAAACUAGAAAAAGCAAAUCUAACAUUUGCAAGAAUUAGCACACGGAUGCAGUUUCUUCAUCCAUUUGCAAGAAUCAGAACAUGUUUUCUCUCCACCUUCCAAAUCAAUUUCAGCCUUCAAAGCAACGACAAGGUACGUUGUACAGUGGAAAUUUAAAAGCUUUGUUGGAUGAGGAUCUAGAAUUUGGUGAUGACUUGCCACAUUCCAUUGCUUACACCAUAAAUGGCAAACCGGGAGAUUUGUGUCCAUGCUCUAAAGAAACAACAAACCGUUGGAUGGUUGAUCAAGGCAAGACUUACCUUCUUCGUCUAGUCAACGAAGUUGUGUCUGCAGAUAUGUUCUUCGCAAUUGCUCAACACGACCUCACAAUUGUUGGAACGGAUGGGAAUUAUAUCAAACCUGUAAACACUAGUUACAUUUUCAUAAGCCCAGGACAAACAAUGGACAUUCUACUCAGAGCAAAUCGGAGUCUUGGCCAUUAUUAUAUAGCUGCUCAUCAAUUCUGGAGCCAAGUAGAACAAGUAAUAGAGUUCGAUCUUGUCAAUGCUACCAUGAUCCUCCAAUAUAGAGGCAAUUAUCCUAUCCCAUCAUCCCCUACCUUUCCAAAUACGCUUCCUCUUUACAAAGACUUAAAAGCUGCCAUAAAAUUCCAAAGCUAUUUAAUUAGGAGCUUAGCAAGCGAAGACUAUCCAAUAAAUGUCCCUCUAAAUGUGACUACCAGAAUGUUUAUAGCAGUUUCCAUCAACAAAGUUGUUUUUCGAAACAUUACACCAUCUACAAGUGAAGAAGAUAUGUUGGCUUCAAGCGCUAAUAACAUGAGUUGGUCCAACCCAAUUUCUAGUAAUGUACUACUGGCUUACUACAGGAACAUUAGUGGAGUUUAUACUACAGAUUUUCCAGACUUUCCCCCGUCUUUUUAUAACUUUACAGGUGACGAUUAUGAAGGAGAUUUAGCAUUAACAAACACUGGGACCAAGGUGAAGGUGUUGAAUUAUAAUGAAGAAGUUGAGAUAGUUUUUCAAGGUACCAAUUUGUUGGAUGGCUCAGCAUUUCACCCAAUGCAUUUGCAUGGGUAUAGUUUUUACGUGGUUGGAAAAGGUUUUGGGAAUUAUGACAAUGAAACCGAUCCAAAAAGUUUUAAUUUGGUUGAUCCAGUUGAAGUGAAUACCUUUUCAGUUCCUAAGAAUGGAUGGCUUGCCAUCAGAUUUGUGGCAAACAAUCCAGGUGUGUGGCUUUGGCAUUGUCAUUUAGAUAGACAUAUGACUUUGGGAAUGGCUGCUGUUAUUAUUGUGAAGAAUGGAGGCACUACUGAGACAAGCAUUCGCGAACCCCCUCCUCACAUGCCUUCUUGCAAAGUUCCAUAAAGAUCUCGGCUUCAGAACAAUGUUGGAUCGGAUCAUCUCUUCCUAAAAGUCUAUAAAUACAUCACUACCUCUAAUUUUCAAAGUCUCAUUGAGAAAAUUAUUGAAAGGAUAAUAUCUCAUUGCUACAAAAUGUCUCUAAUAAUGAAAUUUUCAGUUCUGCAAAUUUUAGGGCUUUUGAUCUUGGAUGGUCUCCUGCAUUGCCAAGGUUUGGCUCGCCAUACUUUUGUGGUAAAAGAUGUUCCAUACACAAGACUUUGCAGCACAAAAAACAUCUUGACAGUAAACGGACAAUUUCCUGGACCAACUCUACACGUUAACAAAGGAGAUACUAUCGUGGUUGAUGUUCUUAACAAAGGCAAUUACAACAUCACUAUCCAUUGGCAUGGAGUGAAGCAACCAAGAUAUCCUUGGUCAGAUGGUCCUGAAUAUAUUACACAAUGUCCCAUCCAACCAGGACAAAAAUUUAGCCAAAAGAUCAUAUUUUCUACUGAAGAAGGAACUCUUUGGUGGCAUGCUCAUAGUGAUUGGACAAGGGCCACUGUCUAUGGGGCUAUUAUUAUCCAUCCCAAGAAGGGAACUAGUUAUCCAUUUCCCAAGCCUCAUGCUGAAGUGCCCAUCAUAUUGGGAGAGUGGUGGAAGAAAGAUAUAAUGGAGCUUUACAAUGAAUUCCGUGAAAGUGGAGGAGACCCCAAUGUUUCUGAUGCAUAUACUAUCAAUGGUCAACCUGGAGAUCUAUAUCCAUGCUCAAAAUCUGAAACUUUCAAAUUAAUGGUGGACUACGGAAAGACCUAUCUACUCCGCAUAAUCAAUGCUGCUCUUCAAGAUAUUCUUUUCUUUGCCAUUGCAAAACACAACAUCACAGUCGUGGGAACAGACGCUAGCUACACCAAGCCAUUGAAAACGGAUUACAUUGCAAUAUCCCCUGGACAAACGAUCGAUGUCUUGCUAGAAACAAACCAAGCACUAGGUGACUAUUACAUGGCUGCAAAAGUAUAUUCCAGUGCCAAUGGAGUACUCUACGAUAAUACCACCACCACUGCUAUUGUACACUACAACCAAAACUACAAUGCAUCUUCAAGACCUCAAUUACCUAAUCUUCCUUCCUACAAUGACACAAAUGCAUCAGCUAACUUCACUGGUAGCCUCAGAAGUUUAGCUGAUGAUAAUCAUCCUGUUCAUGUGCCCUUAAACAUAAGCACUCAACUAAUGUUUACAGUUUCUGUAAACACUUUUCCGUGCAGUACUAAUUCAUGUCAAGGCCCUAAUGGAAGUCGCCUUGCAGCAAGCGUGAACAACAUAAGCUUUGAGUUCCCAUCCAUUGACAUUUUACAAGCAUACUAUAAUCAUAUUAGUGGCGUCUAUGGAGACCAAUUUCCAAGUUUUCCACCUUUUAUAUUUAAUUUUACAGCAGAGGAUCUCCCAUUGGCUCUAGAGACACCAAAAAGGGGCACAGAAGUGAAAGUUCUUGAAUAUAACUCAACUGUGGAGCUUGUUUUGCAAGGAACGAACUUGGCUGCAGGGACAGAUCAUCCCAUUCACAUACAUGGAUAUAGUUUUUACGUAGUUGGUUGGGGAUUUGGGAAUUUUGACAAAGACAAGGAUCCAUUGGGAUAUAAUCUUGUUGAUCCUCCUCUUCAGAAUACUAUUGCUGUCCCUAAGAAUGGCUGGGCUACCAUAAGAUUCAAAGCAGACAACCCAGGAGUGUGGUUCAUGCACUGCCAUUUAGAACGACACCUAAGUUGGGGCAUGGACAUGACAUUCAUUGUCAAAAAUGGAUCUAACCCAGAAGCGCAAUUGCUACCUCCACCAUCAGACUUACCGCCAUGUUGAAUGAGCAGUGAAUUUAUUUAUCCGUGAUUUCGUUUACUAUAUUCUUGUGAUUGUUAGCUUUCAUUAUCUCUCUUCUUUCUGUUCAAUUGUGGGUAUCGAUAAGUUUCUUAGUUGUAAUAUUGGUCUUGGCAACUUACAAUAUAUCAAGCGUUCCAAAAAUUUGUAUCAAUAAGAAAUGACAGCUUUUCUUUUUUAA